This is a messenger RNA of Diospyros lotus (date-plum), 1696 nucleotides long. RefSeq names its product MYB-like transcription factor EOBII. Gene Ontology annotation, molecular function: sequence-specific DNA binding; DNA-binding transcription factor activity. Gene Ontology annotation, biological process: regulation of DNA-templated transcription. The transcript has 3 exons. Bases 702 to 1433 code for a protein of 243 amino acids. Lineage: Eukaryota; Viridiplantae; Streptophyta; Magnoliopsida; Ericales; Ebenaceae. Gene Ontology annotation, cellular component: nucleus. The record is from RefSeq and is a predicted model, not a curated record.
GGUUUCGCCAAUAAUACAAUGCCCCAGCGUUCAAUUCCUUCCAAAUAUGCCAUGGCUACUGUGUUACAAGGCCAGGUGUCCACAGGGUGACUCACCAUAGUGUCUCUCCUCGCAAUAUUUUAAUACUCCAUUACUCGAAUUGGCAUCCCGAAGCUACUUCAUGGCCUUUCAGCCAUAGGAGAGUUGUAAUAAACAAUUACCAAAGCAUGCAGCCUUGGAUUGCGUAAAUCAACAAGUGUUGCAUAACGAUUGGAGCAGAAGCCAUUUUCCAGGGAACAUCAACCAGCCACUAGCUAUCUUUAAGUUUUCCGGCUGAGUCGAAGAUGGCGCUCUCUUCAAUCUUAUAAUCUCAAGUUUUCUACCGAAUCUUGAUGUUGGAAGAUUGACCCUGACGUUAACUUGUAAUUAAGGUCAAUGAAUUCCCGCUAAAUUCCCGGAAUAAUGAGGUAUAUAGAACACUUGGAAGAAAACUAUGGGGUGGAGGGAUCGAUGUUGUGAUAAAGAGGCACAAGUACUGGAUUUGUUUAAAAGAUUUCGGGUUAGUGAGAUUGCCAGGGUGUUGAAAAGGGACAGGAUGUGGUGAUUGUUCUAGUACUGAGGAGUAAUAUAUAAGCAAAUGAAAGGCUUGUUGAAGUUUGUGUGUAACGGUGUAGCUCACAUCAAAGAUAAAACAUAGUACUAAAAGUAGUCCAUAAGUGAGAAUGGUUGGGUUGAUGAUGGGUUGGGGAGUCGCUGCAGGACAAGGGCGGAGGAAGGGGCCUUGGACGCCUGAGGAGGAUAAGUUGCUUUCUGAAUAUGUUAGCUUGCAUGGAGAAGGAAGGUGGAGCUCUGUGGCUAGGUCUGCAGGACUAAAUAGGAGUGGCAAGAGUUGCAGGCUAAGGUGGGUGAAUUAUCUUAGGCCUGGUCUCAAGAAAGGGCAGAUGACACCUCAAGAGGAAGGCAUCAUCAUUGAACUCCAUGCCCUGUGGGGUAACAAAUGGUCCACUAUUGCUCGAUACUUGCCUGGAAGAACAGACAAUGAGAUCAAGAACUACUGGAGAACCCAUUUCAAGAAGAAAGCAAUCAGACCCUCCCGAAGGCAAGAAAGACGAAAAACUGAUCAAAUUCUUCGGCAGAAACAGCUGCAGCAACAAGAGAACGACACGGACAAGGUCUCACCCAAUUCAGUACUGGUGAACAACGAGGCAGAAGCCAAUUUCAUGUACCCCGCUUUGGAUGAGUUCGCAUCCAGCUGGUCAGACGCCGCCGUCGCCAUGGAAGAUGACUUAUGGAGUGACUUGUGGAACUGGAACGCUGAUGAUGCAUACGUGGACGCCACGGCCUCGGCGGCAGGAGACCGCAACAGCGUAGCAUUAACCCAAAGUCAAGCAACUGCUUAUUCCUGUGGAGACAAUGCAAAUACGUUCUACGCCGGAGGAUACAACAUUUUCUAACUAUUAGAUCAGAUGGCUAUCCAAGACGAAGCAUGGAGGACUCAUGAAGAGGCUUAGAUAUUUCUCAUUUUGAUGACAUUUGGCCUAUUGUAAUACUUCAUAUGGUUGUAGCAUAUAACAACAUAGUAUCGAUUAAGUUCGAUCCGGAGAACAAUAAAUUAACCUUUUCCAAAUUCGGUCAGCUUCAAUCUGUCUCUGCCUUAAUAAUUAUGUCUUCGGAGCUUCUGCGUUUUUCGCUCGUAAAAUGGGUUUGCCACCAGAGU